AUGGCAGCCAGCCCUGAGUUCGAGCAUCCUUCUCAGGGAUCUGAUAAGCAGCCCGAAGGGACACAUUCAAAACUGGAGAUGUCCAAGGAGGUAGAUCCCGAACUAGGUAUGGAUACAGGAACGGAUCGUUCUUCUGUGCGCGGUACCAGUGAGCCAGUGAACUCAUUCUGGCAAGGGUUUGUUGUCAGGCUUGGAGUUGAGAGUCGGGGCCUAGAACCUGUUCCGGGGGAGCUGAGGACUGACGAGCGCUAUGCCAACAUUCUGACGCUUUUCUCGACCACUUCUAUUGGGCUUCUUCCAAUUGGUAUUGGGGCUGCCUCGACUCCUGGGUACGGAUUAUCACUCAAACAAGCAGCACCCAUGAUCAUUUUUCUUCAGCUGGCUUUCCUCAUCCCGUCAUGUUAUAUUCUCACGCUCGCACCAUUACUUGGCAUGAGGCAGUGGUGUCAGUUUCGUUAUGUCUAUGGCAAAUACUUCAACCAGAUAGUCUCAUUGGUCAGCCUUCUCGGCAUUGCAAUCUUUGGAAUCACGGCCGCUGUUACUGGUGGGCAGACCCUCGCGUCCGUCAAUCCAGGCACACUCUCAGUUGACGGUGGUAUCGCUAUUAUUUUUGUGGCUGGCUGCUGCAUUGGAUUCAUGGGAUACAAAGUCCUGCACGGAUUUGCCCGCUACGCCUGGAUCCCUGCAUCUUUUGGCAUCCUCAUUCUUAUCGGCUGUGCCGGCGAUCAGCUGCACCAACAAGCUCCACCGCGCGCGACAGGGGCCAAACCAUGGCUGAGCAUGAUCUCUAUGGCUGCAGGCAUCUCCUUUGCCUGGGGAGGCGUUAUUGGCGACUACGCAUGUUACAUGCCACCAAAGGCACCUCGCUUCCGGCUUGCUCUGUACUUCCUGUCCGGUUUUGGCGUUAUGUUCUCGCUCAUGAUGAUUCUGGGUGCGGCUCUAGGAGGUGCAGCGCUCCAGAUUCCCGCUUGGGCUGCUGCCCUUGGCGAAGGAGGCACUGGCGCUGUUGUUGGCCAAGUUGUGGUCUCCCGAUUAGGAGGGUUUGGGAAAUUUGUCUUGACUAUCCUCGCCUUGACGGUUGUCAUAACAACAGCCAGGGAUAUUUACAGCAUCUCCUUGGCUAUUCAGGCUGUCGUUCCAUGGCUUGAAAGAGUUCCCAGGGCUGUCUUGGCACUUGUCACAACUGGAGUCUUGAUCGGGGUAGCGAUCCCUGCUUCAAAAUCGUUCAUCUCAUCCCUCUCUGCGCUCGUCUCUAUUCUCUCCUAUUCGUCUGGAAUUACGGUAACCACCUUUCUCAUUGAGUGGUUCUGGUUUCGGAGAGCGAACCCUGACACCGUGGACCCGGCCAUCUGGGACGACGGUAAAGCUCUCCCUUCAGGGAUUCCAGCUAUCGUUACCUUCGCUAUUGCCUGGGGGCCAAUUAUCUGUGGAAUGGACACUGUGUGGCUUACGGGCCCCCUUGCCGAGGUUGCGGGAGAUUUAGGCUGGGAGCUAGCUAUCCUUACCACUGUCAUCAUCUAUACCCCUCUUAGAGCUGUGGAGAUUAGAUAUCGUGGUCGAUUCUGA
This is a messenger RNA of Fusarium proliferatum ET1, 1566 nucleotides long. RefSeq lists its product as uncharacterized. The transcript has 3 exons. Gene Ontology annotation, molecular function: transmembrane transporter activity. The record is from RefSeq and is a predicted model, not a curated record. NCBI's taxonomy places the organism in Eukaryota, Fungi, Ascomycota, Sordariomycetes, Hypocreales, Nectriaceae. Gene Ontology annotation, biological process: transmembrane transport. Gene Ontology annotation, cellular component: plasma membrane. The coding region runs from base 1 to 1566 and encodes 521 amino acids.